GCCAAUAUCGCAAUUGCUGCCCAGAGUAGCAAGUUAACAAAAAUUUGUCAAAUCGGAUAAAAUAGAUUUGUAAGUAUGAAAAAAUGUAUACUUUGUCGCUCAGCUUCUGAAGAUGAACUGCAUCUGGGCAAGCUAUAUGUUCAUGGAGAAAUUAUCGUCCAUCAAAACUGUCUAUAUUUGAGCUCCAAUCUUGUGCAACGGGGCAAUGCGCGCAAUGGCAUUUUAAAUUUUACAUUUAAGGACAUUUUGACUGAAUCGGAACGUACCAAAUAUAUCUACUGCUGCUUUUGUCACAGCGGUGGAGCAAACAUUGGCUGCUGCAAUUUGGGCUGCCGUAGAAGCUUCCACACUUGUUGCGGAAUAGAGAAUCGUGUUCAAAAUCAAUUUAUUGGAACAUUCAAAUCGUUCUGCAAUAUGCAUGUUAAUACAUACAGUGAGCGCCCCAAACCCGAUGAGAAAUGUGUGAUUUGCUUUGAAGACCUGUUGAAGAAGAGGGAGCGAUUCUGUCGCACCCAGCACAUUCAUGGCAAGUGCUGCAAGAAUGGCUGGUACCACAAGGACUGCUUGCAGCGCUACGCCAAUUCGGCUGGCUAUUUCUUCAAGUGUCCUCUAUGCAACGACGUCAACCAAUUUAAAAUGGUUACUUUCUGGGGCAUCUCAGUGCCCAAUCGCGAUGCAUCGUGGGAGGACAAUGAUGCGUAUGCCGAUCAGAUGGAGAUACCCCUUGACUGUGUUGCCCAAAAUUGCGUCAAUGCGGCUGGACGCAAGGGUAGCUUGCAAACUUUAUUAUACUGUCUCUUGUGUGGCUCGAAUCCGGUGCAUACACUUUGCACAUUGAUGAAGACCGAAAACUAUUGCUGUGAGGCCUGUUCCGUCGUUUUACGUAAGCCCGACGACACCACGUCUGACAGCGAGGACACUGAUGAGGAUCCACUUGAACAGUUCGUUUAUAGGUCAAAUGCAGUAAGACCCACAAACACAGCCCCUCAGACAGAGACACCGGCAACGCAGACACAGCCACAGCCACAGACACAGACACACGCCAAUGCAGAAUCCGACUCCUCGGAUUCGGAUUCAGAUUCAGAUUCCGACUCGGGCUCUGAUUUUGACUAUUAUCUAUCAAAAUUUCCACAGAAUGGAAAUGAUAAGGAGAACGUAGACAGGGCACUUGCAGUGCCAACCACAACAGCAACAGCCACAGCAUCACCAGCACAGGCAUCCCCAGCACCAAUAGCACCAGCAUCACCAGCACCAGCAUCACCAGCACCACCAGCACCACCAGUAUCAGCAGUAUCAACACCAUCAACACCAUCACUACCAUCACCACCACCUCAACUACAACCAAUACCAAUACCGGCUGAACCACAACCACAAGCACAGCCCCUUAACAUUAAUAUGAUUCCGUCCAUUGAUGAACCGUCGCGCAUGCGCAACAAUCGUCAAGGAGCUUCGAGCGCUCGCCGUGCUCAAAAUACUGUUACUGAACCGAGGCGUUUGCGUUCACGUUCAAAUCACACUCGUGGACGCAGGUCUCCAUCAACCGAGCCCGUGGAUCGGCGCAACAACAACAGGGAGCGCGGCUCCAUCCGUAACCGUCGUCGCUCUUCGAGCGAUACCCAGAAUACAAAUACAGUGACUUCGCGCGGACGCCAGCGCGUUCGCACAUUUGGGUCGCAGGUGCGCAGCCAUGGCCCUUCGCCAUUUGAUAUCUCGUGCGUGGCAAAUCGCACUCGCGCUCGUUCGCGCAGGUAAAUUACUGGAUCAGAAGCUGGUACACUAUAUAUCAAUGAAAUGAUAUAAGAUUUUUCCUUCAUGAAUGUUAUAGUAUUAUAUAAGGCGUUGAUAGUUCUGUAUUCCACAUAUCAGAUGCAGGCUUUUUUUUUAUAGUUAGUAUUUUGUUUUUCAUGUUAUGAAUAUUUUUAUGUUUGUAUACAUUAGAUAGAGAAGGAGAGAGAACUGCAUCUUGCUCAUGUUCAUAGCAGACGUUGAGACUUGA
Molecule: messenger RNA, 1996 nt
Organism: Drosophila arizonae
Lineage: Eukaryota; Metazoa; Arthropoda; Insecta; Diptera; Drosophilidae
Gene: Phf7
Product: PHD finger protein 7
Cellular component (GO): nucleus
Source: RefSeq, a predicted model, not a curated record